CGGCGCCGUUGUUGAUGUUAGGGAUGCUAAGCUAACUGGCUGCACUCAAUGUUUUGUCUGACUCGUUCGUGUGGCAGAUAUACGAGAUGAAUUUUAGAUUUUGAGGCAGUGCCACCAAAUUUUCUACAUAGCAUCUUUAGUUUAGGUUUAGAGAGCAGAGGAGAGGAAUACGAGAGGAGGGCCCCUAAUGCAGUCUGCAUCAGAGACUGUGGAGAAUGCCUCCAUCCUGUCAGGUGGCUCGGCACAGGACGGUCAUCGGCUUUGGAUCGGCAACAUUGACCCCAAAAUCACAGAGUACCACCUAGUGAAACUUCUGGAGAAGUUUGGCAAAGUGAAGCAGUUUGACUUCCUGUUCCAUAAGUCAGGUCCUCUGGAGGGCCAGCCAAGAGGAUACUGCUUUGUCAACUUCCACACCAAAGAGGAGGCUGAACGGGCUAUUCAGUGUCUGAAUGGAAAAUUGGCACUUUCUAAGAAGUUAGUGGUGCGUUGGGCUCAUGCUCAGGUAAAGAAAUUUGAACCCUUCAGAGGAGACAAAAAUCUGCCAGCCAGUUUAGAGCCUUCGUCCAGUGAAGCAGAGGAGAUGCCAACCACAUUGAGUGUUAAUGCGAAGAUUCGUGCCAUUGAAGCCAAGUUGCAGAUGAUGGAAGAAAACCCAGAUGACUAUUCCGGACCCUCUGCUUACAUCUACAACAAGCCCCCUGAUAAGAGAGACAAGAGGUCCCAGCCCUACCACAAGCAGUUCCGCAGAUUCAGGAGAUGACCUCUCCAAAAACUGGCCAAGUGUCGCUGAACCGAACAGACUGUGAGAUGUGCGGAGAUAAGCUGUUCAUGUCUCUUGGCCAGUGUGAGACUGUAGUAUGUCAUGAGAAGAGGGAGUCCAACACCUUUGAUUUGUAGUGCUGUUCUGUUUCUCGGCCAGCGGAAGGAGUCUUUUUACUGUGAAAGACCGCUGAUGUAAGCAGAACCUAACCACAAAAUUCUAGUGAAUUUAGUUUUUUGGAUAUUGAUGUUGCCCAAGUAAUUUCAGUUCUGCAGGGUUUAAAGGGAUAGUUCAGCCAAAAGAUCAAAAUUCUGUCAUCAUUUACUCAUCCCCAUGUGGUUCCAAACCUGUAAGAAGAUAUUUUGUUUUUUUAAUGUCCAUACAAUGAAAGUCAAUGGAGUCCAAUGUUGUUUGAACCCCAACAUUGUUUUGUUGUACAGGUUUGGAACAUCAUUUUUGGCUGAACUACCCCUUUAAGAGUUUUGCACCUUUUCAAACAUCUCAAUUUACACCCUUUCCUUGAUAUCCUUCCAGAAUAUAGUGUGUUUUUUUUUAUCCACUUGUAAACUGCCCCAUGCUGCUUGCGAAAGUAUUGUUGUGUGUUGUGAGUCUUAUGAAUCUUAUCAUCCAAAAUCUACAUACUACUCAGACUUUUCCAUUCAUUGUUACACUGUUGGAGUCCUAUGUGUGAAGGAAGCACAAUAUUCUGCAUUAUUUAACUAUUAAUAUCUUGCCUUUUUAAGUCUAAAGCGAAAAGGGCUUUUAUCACAUGAUCUGGAGAGGGUCAUCACAACAGUGGAUGUCCUCUCAAGUGUAAAUAUCCAGGUAUUUUGAUAGAUUUUGCUUCUGUCGUGUCCAAAAAUAAAUGAAAUGGUCCUUCUAUGAGUCCAAA
This is a messenger RNA of Ctenopharyngodon idella (grass carp), 1652 nucleotides long. RefSeq names its product RNA binding motif protein 18 (gene rbm18). The record is from RefSeq and is a predicted model, not a curated record. Lineage: Eukaryota; Metazoa; Chordata; Actinopteri; Cypriniformes; Xenocyprididae. Gene Ontology annotation, molecular function: RNA binding. The transcript is spliced from 6 exons. The coding region runs from base 188 to 760 and encodes 190 amino acids.